Molecule: messenger RNA, 627 nt
Organism: Apis cerana (Asiatic honeybee)
Lineage: Eukaryota; Metazoa; Arthropoda; Insecta; Hymenoptera; Apidae
Biological process (GO): tRNA methylation
Cellular component (GO): cytoplasm
Molecular function (GO): protein binding
Source: RefSeq, a predicted model, not a curated record
ACAUAAAUUUUAAUGCCUUAUAAUUUUGAUUAAUAUAUACUUAAAAAUUUAAUAUAAAAAUUUGAAUUUCAAAAUGUUUUCAAAACUUUUGUGCACCGAUGUUCUUGCCAUUCGAUGUAUUGAUAAUUUAAUUUUCGUAGGUGUGGGAUGCUCAUUAUACAUUUUUAAUGUUAAUACUUACAAGUUAGAAAAAAAAAUAAACUGUCUUUACCCAUAUAAUAUACAUGGGAUUAUUGAAGGUCCUGAUAAUAAAUUAACUGUGUUUGGUGCUAAUUAUUUUUGUACAUAUAAGAUUUAUUAUGAACAAGAAACAUUGAUAAUUAAAGAAGAUUUAAAUAAAAAAGAACUCAAUGAUUGGAUAAUAACAGUAAAAUGGUUAUUAUACGAUGGAUAUAAUUAUUUAUGUGUUCUUUUAGCACAUAAUAAUGUUUGUAUUUAUGACAUAUUUAACAAAUGUUGUCAAAAUACAUGGUGUGAAGAAAAAUGUAUUUUGAUUUAUAUUGAAUAAUGAUAAAAAUCUAAUUAUUUUUAGUGGAACUGUAUAUCAGGAAAUUUUAAUAUGGGAAGUAAAUUAUGCUUAUCAUAUUGAAACAUCACCAGUCUUACAUCGUUUACAAGGACACAAUG